UUACAUGACAACAACAACAAAUUACAAAAACCAUGUCUUCUUUGUUAAAUCACCUUUUAUUUCUCACCACACUAAUCAUUGCUCUAUCCAUCUCUUCUCAAGCCAUUGUCCCUCCUUCUAGAACAUUCAAGUACGUAAACCAAGGCCCGUUGGGCGAAUACAGCGUCGAGUACUCGGCCGACUACCGUUUCUUGGAAAUCGGUACUUUCCCGUUCAACCUUUGCUUCUACAACACCACUCCCGAUGCCUUCAUACUCGGGCUCCGGAUGGGCCACCGUAGAUCCGAAUCCGCCAUGAGAUGGGUUUGGGAUGCGAACCGGGGUAGCCCGGUCCGCGAAAACGCGACCAUAAGCCUCGGCUCGGACGGAAACUUUGUCCUAGCCGAAGCCAAUGGUACGAUCGUGUGGCAGACAAACACCGCCAACAAGGGGGUGGUAGGUCUGGACACGCUUCCCAACGGUAACAUAGUACUCUACGACAGCACUGGGAGAUAUGUCUGGCAGAGUUUUGACCACCCAACUGACACGCUCCUGGUGGGCCAGUUUUUAAGAGCAACAGGCGGGCCCACCAGACUCGUGAGCAGAUUGUCUGAGGCAGAGCCUCUUAAUGGGCCAUAUAGCUUUGUCAUGGAGCAAAGGCAUUGGGCUAUGUACUACCAAACAAAGAACACACAAAAGCCCAUGAUGUACUACAAGUCGAGUGAAUUUGGUAACGGCAAGGGGGCUUUGGCCUUCCUUGGUUUCUACAGCGCACCCGAAAACGAUGGGAAUUACGCGUUCGAGCUGGGAUUCGUUUAUAACAUGAGCAAAUCGGACAGCUCCGGAACAUCUAUAUUGUCCCGACCUAAAUACAACACCACGUACUCGAUGCUGAGGGUUGAUGCGGACGGUAAUUUAAGAAUUUACACAUACGACGAGAACGUCGACUGGGGUGCAUGGGAGGUGACGUACGUGCUACUUGACAGGAGUGAGGAUGCUUACGCGCAUGCAAGCGAGUGCAAAUUGCCUAAAAGGUGUGGAUCACUAGGAGUUUGCGAAGAUUUUCAAUGCGUGGCUUGUCCGACGCCGAAAGGGUUGUUGGGGUGGAGCAAGGGCUGUGCGCCGCCAACGUUGCCGCCGUGUAACGGUGGAGCAAAUGUGGAUUACUACAAGGUGGAUGGGGUGGAACAUUUCACUAGUGAGUAUAAUGAAGGGAGUGGGCCGGUGAGUUUGGCCCAAUGUAAAGAUAAGUGUAGUAAAGAUUGCAAGUGUUUGGGCUUGUUUUAUAGGGCUGAGUCUUCCAAGUGUUUGGUGGUGCCUGAGCUUGGUGGUUUGGUUAAAGUGGCGAAUGCUUCUCACGUGGGGUAUAUCAAGAUUUCUAAGUAGAUUUUUUUUUUUUUUUCUUAAUUUGGUUUUGUUUGAAUACUGUGAUUGAUUUGUUGUUGAUUGUGACCGGAAGUAAAUGGUCAGUUUAUUUAUUAUAUUUGUUUUUUUAGCACCAUUUUCAUGUUAUAAUAAAAAAAUAAAUUAUUGCAGUGUGGACAGUUUCUUGUUUUACUUUGUUGCUAAUUUGUAUUAGGAGAUUUCACACACCAAAGGUUAG
Molecule: messenger RNA, 1581 nt
Organism: Erythranthe guttata (spotted monkey flower)
Lineage: Eukaryota; Viridiplantae; Streptophyta; Magnoliopsida; Lamiales; Phrymaceae
Product: epidermis-specific secreted glycoprotein EP1
Source: RefSeq, a predicted model, not a curated record